This is a messenger RNA of Argiope bruennichi, 2311 nucleotides long. Its product is annotated as acetoacetyl-CoA synthetase-like. Gene Ontology annotation, biological process: lipid metabolic process. Gene Ontology annotation, cellular component: cytosol. The record is from RefSeq and is a predicted model, not a curated record. The transcript has 18 exons. Bases 135 to 2171 code for a protein of 678 amino acids. Gene Ontology annotation, molecular function: acetoacetate-CoA ligase activity. Lineage: Eukaryota; Metazoa; Arthropoda; Arachnida; Araneae; Araneidae.
GCAGGAGAUGAAGGGAAAAAUGUCAUCACUGUAUUUAUCUGUCAAGAUAUCAUUACAAUGCUAAAUGUUCAAGAAACUUCCUGUUUUAAAGAGUUAAAUUUCACAGUUACGUGUCUUGUCUAAAUCCCCAAAAGAUGUCCUGUAUUUCGAACAACGCAGUGAUAAAUGGCUUCGUAAAUGCACUGGAAACUAACCCGAAAGUUACCUGGGACCGAAAAGUACCAGGAACACAACUGGAUAAAUUCAAGAAAGUAAUUGAACAUAAAUACGGUCAUCAAUUUGAUUCGUAUUGGGAUUUCCAUAAAUGGUCUGUAGAAAACUAUACAAUCUUCUGGGAAGAAAUAUGGCACUAUUUUGGUGUUAUAGCAUCGAAACCAUACGAAAAGAUACUGGCGAAAACAGGAAGUGGAUUUUUGGAUAAUGAUUGGUUUCCUGGUGCAAGGUUUAACUUUGCCGAAAAUAUUCUUCGAAUAAGAGAUAAUCGCGUCGCUCUGUUAUGCGCUGAUGAAUUAGGGAAUGAGGACUCAGUGACAUACGCUGAGAUGUUCGAAGAAGUCAAACUAUAUGCAGCAGCAUUUCGCAAACAUGGAUUGAAAAAGGGAGACAGAGUAGCUGCUUUAAUGACGAACAGGAAAGAAGCAAUAUUUGCAAUGUUAGCAACAACGAGCAUUGGCGCAAUAUGGACAGGACCACUUCCCGACUUGGGAGCCAAAGCCAUUUCAAUCAUGGUUAAAUACGUUGAUCCUGCAAUGAUAAUAGCUUUGGAUUAUUUUCAAGAUGAAGGCAGACAAUACGAUCAGUUUCACAAACUCGUCGUGGCUUCUGAAAGUGCUGUCAAAGUGAAAAAGGUUAUUGUGUUAGCAUCUAAACCAGAAACUAUUAAACGUUUAUCAGAGAUACGAAACAGUAUAUUAUUAGAAGAUUUCCUGAUGAGUGGAAGAACAGCUGAAGGUAAAGUGCCAGAUCUCGUGUUCGAGCAGCUGCCGUUUAAUCAUCCUAUCUCCAUUAACUUCACAUCAGGCACAAGUGGGCAUCCUAAAGGAAUAGUCCACUCAGCCGGGACGUUUAUUUGUUUAUUCAGAGAUUAUGCACUGCAUUUGAAUUUGAAGGAAGGGGAUACUGUAUACACGUAUUGUGCGGUUGGUUGGGCUGUAUGGGAUAAUCCUAUUCCAAGUUUAGCUUUAGGAGUCACAUUGUUUCUCUUCAACGGAAGCCCAAUAUUUAACGAAAAAGGCCUCACUGUCUGGGACUUUUUAUCCAAGCACAAAAUAAAAUGCGCAUGUCUUGCACCCAGCUAUAUGGAUUCUUUAGAAAACAGCAAUAUAAUUCCUGAUUCCGGAAUGAAUCUUGAUAACUUAGAAAUAGUUACGCUCGGAGGUAGUCCACCUAAAAACAGAAAUUACGAAUUCUUAAGCAAAAUAAAAGAAAACUUAUUUGUCUGCAGUUAUUACGGAGCUUCUGAAAUGUUUGGAGCUUUCUCAGGUUUCGAUUUGAAUAUGCCUAGUUAUUCUUGCGAGUGCCAAGUGCCAUCAUUGGGAGUUGAUUUGCACGUUUUUGACUACGAAGGGAAUUCUGUUGUUGGAAAGAAAGGAGAAAUCGUGGUCAAAACUCCGUCACCCUCUUUUCCUUUAUACUUAUGGAAUGACAAAAAUAAUGAGAAACUCAAAGAAACAUAUUUGUCAAAAUAUCCAGGAGUUUAUACUCAAAAUGACGAAGGUUGGAUCAACCCGAAGACAAAAGGAAUUGUAAUUAUUGGUAGAAGUGAUAACACAUUAAAAGCAGAGGGAGAACGUUUCUGUUCUGAAGAUGUGUAUUUUGCAAUUGACCAGAUGGAUGAGCUUGAAGACUUCAUUUGCGUCGGUCAGAACAAGUGGAAUGGAGAUUCAAGAGCUGUAUUGUUCGUUAAGGUGAAAAAAGGUCACAUCUUCAAUGAUGCACUAAAAGCAAAAAUAAAUGAAGCUAUCACAAGAGAAAUGUGUAUUGAUUUUAUACCGGAACUCAUACUGGAAAUUCCAGAUAUACCAUACAACCUCAACCAUAAAAGAAUGGAGAUUAUCAUAAAGAAUAUAUUGGCUACGAAUACAAUACCUGAAGUACAGAACAUCAAGAAUCCAGAAUGUCUCCAGUAUUAUCUCAAUAUUCCAGAAAUACUGAGUUAUAACAAGAAGUGAUUCAGAAGAUACAGAAAGAUUUUUUUUCUAAACUGAUGGAAAUGAUGAAAAUACCAGAACAAUGUAGAUUCUUAACAAUUGAUUUUAUGUUCAAAUGUAUCUCCUCUUAAAAAUAAACUACCAUUAUAAAGAUACAAAAA